Molecule: messenger RNA, 6036 nt
Organism: Symbiodinium necroappetens
Lineage: Eukaryota; Dinophyceae; Suessiales; Symbiodiniaceae
Source: the annotation of a GenBank genome assembly
GUUGGCAAGAGCAAGGCACGGUAUGUCAUCGAGCAGGUGAAAAAGGCGCGGAACUUGUACGAGACCCUGGGCGUACGCUCAUCGGCGGCGGCGAAGGACAUUCGCAAUGCUUACCGUCAAAUCGCACUGCGUAUCCAUCCAGACAAGGUCACAUCGGGUGGCAAAGAAGAAGAAGACUUGGUUGCACAGGCAGAGGCUGCCUUCAAGCUGGUGUCCUCAGCCUAUGAAGUUCUUGGUGACGAAGGCAAAAGAUCUUCGUACAACCACACGGCCAAGGCCAGCGGAAAGGCGGCAGCAGCGUCUCCAAAGCCAUCAGGGCCAAGGACCACAGCUCCUGCAUCCCAGAGAGAGCAUUGGCCAGGAGGCGCGGGAACGUCUAAAGCAGAGGUGGUUCUCACUGUGUCGCAUGCAGUCCAUGGCGAAGAGAUUCGCAUGUCGAUGAAUCGUGGAACGAGUGUCAUGGGCCUGAAGCGGGCCCUCUGCAAGAAAGUCAAGCGGGGACCGCCGGAGUGCAUCGACAUUUGCGACAGUAGCGGAUGCAUCCUCGGAGAUGAUCAUCGCUUUGCCGCCAAUCAGGAGCUCCACUGCAUUGGCAUCUCCCUUGGCCCACCCAAGACUGUGAAGGUGGAGGUGAAGGACCAUCGGUCAGGAGCCAGGAUGCAGGUGGAGGUGCUGGACACUUCGAGCAUGGAGACAGUCAGAAAGAAGGUCGCCAGGGAGCUGAAGGUCAAGGAGAAGGAGCUGCAGAUUGGGCAGCAGAAGACUGCGGGCAAGUACUCUUCUCGUCGCUUCGAAGCUUUACCAAGCGAGGAGCUGCUCAAUGGCAGGAGAAUGCUCUACAUCCACGGAAACGGAGUUCUGAUUUACUUCAGCUUGGAACAGGGCUUGCAGCUGCAGCGAGAGUUGAUCGUUGCAUAUGGCGAGGCGAUCUUUCAGAAGAAGCUGGAGGCACUCUUGUCCGAGUAUCCAAUGCCAGAGUCGAUCACCCAGAUGAAAUUCCGGGAGGCCUUCGGAAAGCUGGUCCGCGACGCGCAGAAGGCCACCCUGGCAAGGUGGGGCUUUGAGGGCGACUUUGCGGCACAGAACAUGAUGACGGCCUUUGGCAAGGUGGCGCAUACCCCAGAAGUGUAUGAGCUCAGCUUGGAGAUCGACAAGCUCCUGCGGAUCACAUCAGGCGUCUUUAGGGCUUUGGACGCCUGUGCCGCCAUGGAUGGCGAGCUCCUGUACAUGGAGAACGAGCAUUACUCCCUUGUCGAUGCGCUGCCCUACAUAGACACGCAGCUGGGUGCAGCAGAGGUCGCUCAGCAAGUGAAGGCUCUCAUUGAGGAGGAGAUGACUCAAUUUGAGCCGCGUGACUACUUGGCAUCACUUCCAGCACCCACACUCACCGUGUUGAGCAGCGAGCAAAUGCAACAAGAGUUUGCCAGGGUCAGCCGAAGGGCCCCAUUAGGUGCUGUUGAUCCAAAGAAAUACGAGGUAGAGAAGCCGGAUGGCGAGGCAGCUGAAGACGAGAAUUCUUGGAAGUCUGUCUCCGCUACAACGCAGAUCAACUUGGAAUAUGCCAGAAUAAAAUCCGUGAACCUCGAGCUGUUGGAGCAAUGGGGGAAAAAGGCCUGGAUCGCUCACAACAUGCUCAUUCGUGGUGCCGAGAGAGUCCUCAACAACGAGGCCACCGAGCUUCGUGCUUCCCGUGAGGAGGUGAACAAAAAGCGCAAGCUUGACCAAAUCUCUUGUGGCAACGACCUGCGGAAGCUGACUCGCGAGUUCGAGCAGUACCAGCAGGACAACGGUGAUGUGGAUCGAGCAGUUAGGGAUCUUGAGCUCGACAUCAUGCGCCUGCGGGAAGCUGCCACAGAGCGGGGUGUUGACAUCUCUGAUGUAGACCCGCUGGCCAAGCCGCAGGAAAGAGGGAUGAUCGCAGCCCCCGUGAAGCCCAAGAAGGAUGCUCAGGCAAAGGCCGUGGCUUCGGCAUCUGACUCGAAGGAGAAGUCGGAGAAGCCGAAGAAUUCGAAGGUGCCAAGCAAGAGUGGUCCCAAACCGCCAGUCGUCAUAACGUUACGGCAGGCGGUCGAAGAGGACAACGAGCCUCCGGCGCCAGCUUUGAAGGUCGCCGUCCCUGCAGAUGCCACGAUGCGCCGCCUCAAGCAGGCUAUUGCUGAGAAGCUGGGCCUGAAACGCACGGCCUCCCUAAAGCUGGUAUUUCAUCUGGACUCUCGGUUACGAAAAACGAACAUGCCUGAGAGUGGCAUGACCUUUGCGUCCUUUAAAGAUGACGAACUAAUCGGCUCGCGCCGAGAAGUCCUGCUGUUGGGAGCGGACCUCCGUGAUGUGGCAGAGGUUCGGGUGGAGCUGAGCGGUGUACCGCAGCUCCCUGACGGAACGGUGGUCGUCUUCGUUUCGCAGUCCGCCACCUUGCGGGAGGUCAAAGAAGCAGCGGCACGCAAGCUGUUGGGCAAGGAGGCUGAAGAGCCGACCGCCGCCCGAAUCGCGGAGGCAGUGCGCCAGCCUGGGACGGACAAGUCGCAGCAGGUUGAACCUGCCUUUACAAGGGAGCGCUUGUCCUACGAGCUUGCAUACAAGACUGAUGAGCAGAAGGCACUGGCAAUUUCCGACCUCGCAGCGAAGGGGGAAGCCGUGGUGGUUUCUCACUUGGACUUCAUCGUCUCAGAACUGCAGCGAAGCCCGGGUAAGGAAAUGAAGCAAGCAAUUUGCAAAGCAGUCAUUGCUGCUGGGCCAGCCGCGGCUGCAUUCUACCACGAAAUCGCCAAUUUGAUCAGCGACAACAACCCCGAGGUCCGCUACUGGGGCUGCCUGGCUGUCGGGACGAUGGGAAGCUCUGCAUCAGGAGCCAAGCGUCAAAUUCGGAGCCUUCUCCAAGACUCCUCCGAAGCGGUCCGCUUUGGUGCCUGCUCUGCGCUGGGCGGCAUGAAGGCUGAGGACUGCAUGGAGGACUUGAAAGAGAAGCUUGCGGAUCCUUCUCCCGAAGUGCAGGGGGCUGCUUGCCUGGCGCUGGGGAGAAUGGGAGUAGCCGGAACAAAAUAUGCGGACAUGAUUGUUCCGAAGCUAAGCGAGCCUCGCUCGCGUAGCGAUGCUCUCAAAGCUCUCGCCCUCAUGGGACCAGAAGGCAGCAAGUACUGCGAGAAAGUUGUCGAAUGUCUUUGCGAUGAAGAUGCUGAAACUCGCACACUCGCAGCCUCAGUGGUCGGAAAGAUGUCGGAGUAUGUGAAGGAUACUCCCGCGGCCAUGAACCGCAUACUCGACCUCGCAAAAGAUGAGGAUGGCCGGAAGCGGCUCGCUGCAGUUCUUGCGCUAGGCUACAUGGGCCGAGAUGCAGCCUCGCACAAGGGGCUCCUCCAGGACUGCUUGAUGGAUGAGUUCGAAGAGGAUGCAGAAAAUGCCCUCACACAAGGUGGUUGCAGAGCCCGACUGCCUCCUUCUUGCAGAAAGGCCAAGUGUGCCGCAGCUGCAGCGCUGGCGCGCAUCGCAUCCCAAGAACAGGGAUACGGAUGGGAAUCCACGGCCGCGGAUGUCGCAAGGCUACUGAGUAGCGACGACUGGGAAGUGAGGCUUUGUGCCCUUGAGUGUUUGACCGCUCUUGGAAGGAGAGCGCGGGAAAGCACGGACAAGGUGGUUGGCCAGCUGAGCGAUGAGAAGUACAUCAUCCGUGCAAAGGCCGCCACAGCGCUGUCCAGAAUAGGGGAACUUGAGAGCAUCGGCCUCAACAAGCUUUCCGAUCUCCUGAAGGACACGUGUCCUGCCGUGAAAUCAGCUGCAGCUCUGGCACUUGCCGAGCUGGGCGACGAUGGGGCAGAGUAUUGCAACAAGGUUUUCGACCUCCUAACUGACAUCAGCGCAGAUGUCCGAGCUGCUGCUGUGACUGCGCUCUCGAAGAUGAGUGAUAAAGGCCGGUACUUUACCACCGUCAUAGCUCAGAGGCUAAAGACAGAAGGAGAAGACCCGAAAGUCCGCGUGGCAGCCAUGGAAGCCCUCUCGGCUCUCGAGGAGAGAAGCAUGAACUUCCUGGACCUUAUCAAGCAGCACCAACGGGACGAAGUCCCAAGCGUUCGGGAGGCUGCAAACAAAUGUCUAGGACGCCUCGGACAAGGCGGCUACGGUGCGAUCCAGGACAACGGUGAUGAGGUGACGUCAGCUGGGAUGAUGGCAGGAACCAUCGGAGACUCCAUAGCCUUGGACCUGCUGCAGGACGAUCUGCUUCUGAAGGGCCGGCAGAGGAUCCACUGGCUCAGCGCUGCCUUGGCCCAGGAUCUGGUCCCGAAGGCCUCCGAAAUCACAAUCUUGGAGCAGGCUGAGCAGCAGGGAUGCGAGGAGCAUGAAGGUCUCGCAGAGAAUGCGGAGAUCACCGAGGAUGUGGAGGAUGCAGAGCCAGAAGAAGCAGAAGAUGCCACGGAAGAGCCUUUUCUCUCAGAACAAGCUGAAGAUUGCCCCCAAGAUGACCAGCAGGACACAGAGGCCGCGCUCGCGCAGAUGGAGGAGGGAAUAGCUGGUGCAGACUUCAGAGAUGAGGCGCUUCCUGCAGCUCCAAGCCAGGGCCACGAUGGGACGCGCGACAACGAGAACCUUGGAAGCCGGGGAGACGGGAGCGGUGACCAUCUCACCGUCGCGGCAUCGGCUUUGGAUGAGAGCCUUGAGAACGAGCUUUCGGACGCGAAGGCUCUGGAACACGUGGAACCUGUCCUGGUGCAAACCGUAGAGGAAGAGGGAGAGCUCGAGCAGGAAGAGGUUGUGGAGAUCACCAGCAGCCGGGAUGUUCCGAAUGAUGGGGCAGCCACAGCGGAGCCACGUCGCAUCCUUGCCAUCGUGCCCGAUCGCUGCAGCGAUUGGCAGGUGGGAAUGCUCAGCAAGUUGCUUGACAUGGUCGGUGGCCGGGUCGCGCGUGAAUCAUUGUCGCCAGAUCUACCAGGCGGAGAUGAUGCUUUGACGACUCCUCGAGUUCUGAAGCUGCUUGCGCAUGAGGAGAAGGAUCCACAGCCUGAGUCGCAGGAGGUCGUCGAAACCCGCUCCGUACGGAUUCAAUCCCUGCUCUCCGAAGGCCCGGGUGGAAGCAUGACUCUUGAAAUUCCGCUGGAAGCCAGUGUCGGAGAAGCUCGACAGCUGGUGACCACUCGCUGUGGCGGCGGAGCCGUGGGAGCUCACAUCCGCAUGGUCCGGCGCUUCACGAAGACCUUGUUCCUAGCACUGAAAGAUGAAGAGCUGCUCAGUGAUGUACUUGGAGAGGAUGAGGAGUUACUUUUGUUGGGGGUAGACCUCGCUGGUGUGGAGACUGAGGAGUCGAGGAAAGAAGAGGCGGAAGGGGAAGGCCCGGAAGGGACCGAGCAGCGCAAAGACAAAGAUGAAGCAGCGAGGUUUUUGAUCGCGGCGAUGGAGCUGAUGGAGGAUGCAGGCGUACAGGAACGCUUGAUGGGCCUGCCCAUGAGCUGUUCAACUGUGUUGGCUGAAUGGGAACCGCCCUGGCUUCAAGAUGGUGUUGAUGACUUGGACGCGGCAGCCCUCAGCAACUUUCCUCCAGAUACCGUCCUGGCUUGGGCGCAAAGCUUCUCGGACCUCAUGGAUACCAUGGCACGUAGGCUGCACUCAGACGAGGGCGAUGAAGUUGAAGAGGUGGAAGAUGUUGAAGACCUUGAUGAGGAGGUUCAAGAAGUUGAAGAGGUUGAAGAAGUAGAGGAGGUUGCAGAAGUUGCGGAGGUUCAGGAAGUGGAAGUGCUUGAGGAAGCAGGGGAUAUGGAGAAAGCCGCAGUGCCGGAGGAUAUCCCGAAGCAGGAAUCAACAGAGCCUUCGCCCGCUCAAGCUCCGGAGCCGGACGGAGACUUCAAGGAUGCCAUCCAAAAAGUUUUGGAGGACAUCACAGAGGCGAUGCCUGUUGAGCCGGAAAUGGAACCCGAGCAAGAGCCCGACGAGGACGAAGAAGUAGUCCUGGUUGUUGUCGAGUUGGAGCAUGCCACCACAGCCGAGCGGGUGGCCGUUGCCGUUCCGUCAUCCUGCAACCUAGGAGAGGUCGGAAGACCAGCACGCUUGUAA